Xyrauchen texanus (razorback sucker) is the source of this 1139-nucleotide messenger RNA. RefSeq lists its product as uncharacterized. The transcript has 4 exons. The record is from RefSeq and is a predicted model, not a curated record. The coding region runs from base 63 to 863 and encodes 266 amino acids. NCBI's taxonomy places the organism in Eukaryota, Metazoa, Chordata, Actinopteri, Cypriniformes, Catostomidae.
UCAAGUCUUCGCCUCAGGUUGUGUUUGUGGACUGACGCAAUAGCACAAGUCACUCUUUUAAAAUGCUCUCACACAAGUGCCAUUUCAUCUGGUUUCUUAUCUGUGUGAAAGGUGUGUUUGGUGAUGAUGGAUUUAAGUCGGUGUUAGUGAUGGAGGGAGAUUCUGUCACUCUACACACUGAUGUUACUGAAAUACAGAUAAAGGAUCAGAUAUUGUGGAUGUUUGGACCUCAAGAGACUCGUAUAGCUGAAAUCUAUAAGCAGAACAUUGAUAUGUUUGAUAGUCAUGAGAUAUUUGGAGACAGACUGCAGCUGGACGGACAGACUGGAUCUCUCACCAUCCGAAACAUCCAAAUCACAAACUCUGGACUUUAUAAAGUAAUGAUCAUCAGUGGAGAAACUUCAUACAAGAGACUCAAUCUUACUGUCUAUGCUCGUCUCCCGAUUCCCGUCAUCAUCAUCAGAGACUCUUCUCAAUGUUCUUCAAGCUGUAAAUGUGUGUUGGUGUGUUCAGUGGUGAAUGUGACACACGUGACUCUCUCCUGGUACAAAGGAAACAGUUUAUUGUCCUCCAUCAGUGUGUCUGAUCUCAACAGCAGUCUCUCUCUACCUCUGGAGGUGGAAUAUCAGGAGAACAACAUCUACAGUUGUGUAGUGUCCAAUUCAUUCACCAACCUGACCAAACAUCUCAACAUUGCUCAACUUUGCUCAGACUCUGUCGUCAUUCAUUCUGAGAGUGUGACCCCUUCAUUGAUUUAUGCUCUGCUGGGCAUGACUGCUGUCAGUGUACUUGUGUACUACAUAAGAUCCAAAAGAGUGCAACAGGAGGUGAAGACACCGGCUACGUUCAGAAUGGCACACUAAUAUACCACUCAUACUACUGCUACAGUACUUGCACUGUUAAUGGAAUUAAUUCUGAAUUGAUUUCCAAGUUAAGAACUGGCCAUCACUCUGUCCAAUUUGAGGACACGUGACAACAAUGCAUGAAACAAUUUAGUGUACUAUUGUAUGAAAUAUAUAGCCAGUCCUCUGUCAGAACAUCACUGAUAUUUGUUCUCUUAUGUGGACACAAGGAGGCAGUAACUCAUAAUUGUUCAAUAAUUCCCACUUUGGUUUCAUGGACAGUUCACAGUUUAAAUA